AUGUCUCAUUCUCAUUAUAAAGUGAACGAUGAUAUUUACGGGAAAAUAUUGAAAAGCAAUAAGAGUUCGUCUCCGAGUAAGAUACAGUACGAAGAAGUGUAUGAAGCUGUUGGUGGACUGGAUGCGCUGCUUGCCGACCUUCAGAACUCUAUCAACCCUGGCGCCCGUGUAGGCAGUCCAGGCGGCAGGAGUUCUCCAGGAGGAAGAACUGCGUCUCCUGGCAGGACCAGCUCUCCACUCGGUAGAGGCAGUUCCCCUGGUCGCCUGAGCUCACCAGGAGGCAGCCUGAACUCACCGUCUUCCACUGGAUAUGGCUCAAUAAAUGGAUCAAGGAAUAUAUCUUCGGAUUAUACUAAGCCUGCUUCGCCAACUUACCAGAACACGUCAUCUCUACACGAGAAAGUGCACCCAGUAAAAUACAACACAACACAAACCAGCUAUGGUAGCCACAACGCCUACAAUGCAGGACAACCUGCGUACAACACUGCACAGCCAGCGUACGGCAGGACAGCUUCAGACAGGAGUGGACGAGGACACCUCACUGAACUGGACACCCUACUCGAUGACCUGAGCAACGCCAGAUAUGGGAACUAUGUGGACAAGACUACGUCAUAUAGUGAGAGAAAUGUAACUGAUGGCUACGCUCGUACCAAUGGCACAGCCAGCCCGGCCUCCUCCCGACCCACAGUGGACUCUCUUCUGGACCAGCUCAGCGCAGACCUUCCUAAUGGCCGUGCAUCGACUUCACCAGUUCCGCCUCCAUCGCAGGGAGGCACUCUCCCCCGUCCAGGGACGAAGCAGGUGACGGUGACAGUUCAGGAGACGGUGGUGGAACCAGCUCAGUCGCAGCAACAGCCACCACCGACCGUCCCGGCUGUACGUCAUCACCACCACGCCUCCAACGCUACUAAAGAACUCGAUGAUCUGAUGGCUUCGCUCUCUGAUUUCAAAGUGAGCGGCACAGGAGCUGAAAGCGGUACCCACGUAUAUCGCGAAAAGCGUGCGUGGCAGGAACACUACCGCAGCAACCCGCGGCAACCAGAGUCCGCCUCUCUAGAGCAUAUGCUCGGAUCUCUCCGGGCAGACAUGAGCCGCCAAGGAGUACAAACCCCCCAGAAGGGAUGCUGCAACGCCUGCGAUAAGCCCAUCGUCGGACAGGUCAUCACCGCGUUGGGUCGCACGUGGCACCCUGAGCACUUCACCUGCGCUCACUGCAACCAGGAGCUGGGCACCAGGAAUUUCUUCGAGCGUGAUGGCAGGCCUUACUGCGAGCCUGACUACCACAACCUAUUCUCACCCAGAUGUGCUUACUGCAAUGGACCAAUCCUCGACAAAUGCGUAACUGCUCUGGAAAAGACUUGGCACACAGAACAUUUCUUCUGUGCCCAGUGUGGCCAACAAUUCGGUGAGGAUGGUUUCCACGAGAGGGAUGGCAAGCCAUAUUGCCGCAACGACUACUUUGACAUGUUCGCACCCAAGUGCGGCGGUUGCAACAAGCCCAUCAUGGAGAACUACAUCUCAGCACUGAACACACAAUGGCACCCUGACUGCUUCGUAUGCAAGGAGUGUCGCGAGCCCUUCCACGGAGGAUCUUUCUUCGAACACGAAGGUCAGCCGUACUGUGAGACUCACUACCAUGGGAAACGGGGCUCCCUCUGUGCCGGCUGCCACAAACCAAUCGCCGGCCGCUGCAUCACAGCCAUGUUCAGGAAAUUCCACCCAGAACACUUCGUAUGCGCCUUCUGCCUCAGACAACUCAAUAAAGGCACCUUCAAAGAACAAAACGAUAAACCAUACUGCCAUACAUGCUUUGACAAACUCUUUGGUUAA
Spodoptera littoralis (African cotton leafworm) is the source of this 1830-nucleotide messenger RNA. The record is from the annotation of a GenBank genome assembly. NCBI's taxonomy places the organism in Eukaryota, Metazoa, Arthropoda, Insecta, Lepidoptera, Noctuidae.